AUGGUGCCAAGCGCCUUGGCGACGUUAACGACCCUCCUGUCGUGGGUUUACUGCGUGUUAGCCACGCAGGUCACCUUCUCCAACUUUUCCGUGGACAACGAAGUGCGCUCCAGCUUCAUCCAGCGGCGGCUGCGCAGCCAGGAGCGCAGAGAGAUGCAGCGGGAGAUCCUCUCCAUCCUCGGGCUGCCGCAUCGUCCGCGGCCGCACAUCCACACCAAAAACAACGCUGCUCCGAUGUUUAUGCUGGACCUGUACAACACCAUCUCCACAGACCCGGAGCCGCCCGGAUACUCUUACUACAAGCCCGUUCUGCCGACCCACGUCUCCCCGAUGGUGACCCCACAGGACAGCCGCUUCCUAGAUGACGCAGACAUGGUGAUGAGUUUCGCCAAUCUCGUUGAUCAGGAUCAGGAUCUUCUGUCUCAGCAGCACAGAAGAGAAUUUCGAUUUGACCUUUCCCGUAUUCCAGAGGGAGAGGCAGUGACAGCUGCAGAGUUUAGGAUUUAUAAAGAUUUCAUCCAGGAGCGCUUCGAGAACGAGACAUUUAAUGUCAGUGUAUACCAGGUCCUGCAGGAGCCUCCAAACAGUGAAGUGGAGCUCUUGCUACUGGAGCAGAGAGAAGUGUGGGCUGCAGAGGAGGGCUGGCUGAUCUUUGACCUGACCGACACCAGUAACCUCUGGCUGCUCAGCCCUGAGCAGAACCUCGGCCUGCACCUGGUCCUGGAGGACAGCCUCGGCCAGAGGAGGAACCCCCGACUUGGAGGCCUGGUGACAGGCAGUGGGCCUCAGGACAAGCAGCCCUUCAUGGUCGCCUUCUUCAAAGCCAAUGAGGUGCGCUUCCGUAGCAUCCGCUCUGCUCACGGCCACAAAGGACGCCAAUCCAACCGCUCCAAACCCCAGAGGACUGUCCAAGAUGCACUAAAGGCAGUAGAGGCUGCAACAGAUAAUCUUGGCCUCUCCAAAGAAGGAUGUAAAAAGCAUGAACUGUAUGUCAGCUUCAGAGAUUUGGGAUGGCAGGACUGGAUCAUAGCACCAGAGGGCUAUGCAGCGUACUACUGCGAGGGAGAAUGUGCCUUCCCUCUCAACUCCUACAUGAACGCCACAAAUCACGCCAUCGUGCAAACUCUGGUGCACUUUAUCAACCCGGGCACGGUGCCCAAGCCCUGCUGUGCCCCUACUCAGCUCCACGGCAUCUCAGUGCUCUACUUUGACGACAGCUCCAACGUCAUCCUCAAGAAGUACCGCAACAUGGUGGUCAGAUCCUGUGGCUGCCACUGA
Messenger RNA from Centropristis striata (black sea bass), 1278 nucleotides. Its product is annotated as bone morphogenetic protein 7-like. Gene Ontology annotation, biological process: SMAD protein signal transduction. Lineage: Eukaryota; Metazoa; Chordata; Actinopteri; Perciformes; Serranidae. The transcript is spliced from 7 exons. Gene Ontology annotation, molecular function: growth factor activity; cytokine activity. Bases 1 to 1278 code for a protein of 425 amino acids. Gene Ontology annotation, cellular component: extracellular region. The record is from RefSeq and is a predicted model, not a curated record.